This is a messenger RNA of Notechis scutatus (mainland tiger snake), 760 nucleotides long. Lineage: Eukaryota; Metazoa; Chordata; Lepidosauria; Squamata; Elapidae. The record is from RefSeq and is a predicted model, not a curated record.
GAAUGACCCACAAUGACAUCAUUGGCACCAGCUACCUCUGCAUGUCCAAAAUCUCCGCUCCGGGAGGAGAACUGGAAGAUGAGUUUCCCGUCACCACAAAACUCUUCAAAGCAACAGAGAUUGACGAUGGACUUGGCUUCCUGCCCACCUUUGGGCCAUGCUACGUCAACCUCUACGGGAGUCCGAGGGAGUUCACCGGAUUUCCUGACCCUUAUGAAGAGCUCAACAGUGGCAAGGGAGAAGGAGUGGCUUAUCGUGGCAGACUGCUGGUGGAACUGGAGACCAAGCUGGUAGACCACGUUGAACAGAAGUUGGGGGACAUCCCUGCGGAUGACAUCCUGAGAGUGGAGAAAUACCUGCGUCGGCGGAAGUACAACCUUUUCGCCGCCUUCUACUCGGCCACCAUGCUGCAGGGCGUGGGUGACGCCAUCCAGUUUGAGGUCAGCAUCGGCAACUAUGGAAACAAAUUUGACAACACCUGCCAGCCGCUGGCAUCCACCACGCAGUUCAGCCGGGCGGUCUUUGAUGGCUGUCAGUAUUACUACCUUCCCUGGGGCAACGUGAAACCAGUGGUGGUUCUCUCCUCCUACUGGGAAGACAGCAGCCACAGGAUGGAUGCCCAGAAUCUCCUCGACAGGGCUGCAGACCGGCUGGCUGCCAACUUGGAGGUGGUCCACCUGGCCCACAAAGCCCAGCGUUCUGCCAGCACCUUGGACACCCUGGUGGCUCAGAUGCUGGAUGAGCUCAUGACGGACUGCAG